Molecule: messenger RNA, 2958 nt
Organism: Electrophorus electricus (electric eel)
Lineage: Eukaryota; Metazoa; Chordata; Actinopteri; Gymnotiformes; Gymnotidae
Gene: waslb
Product: WASP like actin nucleation promoting factor b
Biological process (GO): actin filament organization
Molecular function (GO): actin binding
Source: RefSeq, a predicted model, not a curated record
CCCGCGCGGACUCCGUGCAGCAAGCGCAUUUCUUCCACAAACCCCACCGCGUGUGAAUGACCAAGUCCGCGCGCGUCUUUAUUCCCAACCUAUCCCAAGUCCAGGGCUGAACCGGUCGAGAUCGCGCGAAGGUAAUUACGAGCAGAACCAGCGAUCAUUCCACUGUCAUGCGCAAUGCUCGCGCUUUGCGCCUGCCAUGUUGGCUCGGGACGUGUGUGGACGGAGUUUGGAGGAGUUUAGAGUCCUGAAGCACGCGUGGGCCUGUCGCAGCGCUCCCGAGCAACCCUGCAGCGUCGGGACGCGAGCCCGGAAGACUAGCGAGCUUUCACCCGUCCUUGGCCGAACCAGUUUUCAGCAUGAUUGGCGACUUCGGGCUGCGGUGAUCGGAGGUCAAUGAUCGCACAUUUUCCGACUGCUGUUCCCGUUCGUGAUUCCGGAGCGUCCUGUCCCCGCAGUGCCGGGAGAUGAGUGGCCAGGCGCCGCAGAGGAGGCCAAACGUGGGCUCGAUGCUUCUCUCCCAGCACGAGAACGACGUCCUCUCCACGCAGCUGGGGAGAAAAUGCAGCGCCCUGUGUUCAGCAGUGGUCCAGGUCUAUGCUGCAGACAGAGCCCUGUCCUGGGUGAAGCGCUGCUGUGGUGUGGCCUGUUUGGUGAAAGACAACCCCCUGCGUUCCUACUUCAUCAGGGUGUUUGACAUCAAAGAGGGCCGAAUGUUGUUCGAGCAGGAGUUGUACAACAACAUUCCCAUCACCUACCCCAGGUCAUACUUCAUGACGUUUGCUGGAGACACGUGUCAGAUCGGCCUCAACUUUGCAAACGAGGAAGAGGCCAAGCACUUCCGCGCUGCUGUCAGCGACCUGCUCAGCAAGCGGCCAAGGAAAACUGAAAAAAGACGUGAGCCAACAAAUGGACCUACGUUACCAAUGGCGACGGUGGACAUCAAGAACCCAGAGAUUCAUAACGUUCGAUAUAGUAACAGUUCUCAAAUCAACAGCAGCUUCCCGAGUCACAGCAAUCUCCGAAAGGACAAAGGAAAAGGCAAAAACAAGAAGAAGAAAAUAUCCAAGGCUGAAAUCGGCACGCCAAGCAACUUCCGGCACAUUGGGCACGUUGGCUGGGAUCCAAACACGGGCUUUGAUCUCAAUAACUUGGACCCCGACCUGAAGAGUCUGUUCGACAUGUGCGGGAUUUCGGAAGCCCAGCUGAAGGACAAGGAGACAUCGAAGGUCAUCUAUGAGUUCAUCGAGGGGAAGGGAGGUGUGGAGGCUGUGAAGAAUGAGUUCCGCAGACAAGCUCCUCCCCCUCCCCCUCCACCCUCCAGAGGAGGGCCGCCUCCUCCACCACCUCCACCACAUAGCUCAGGGCCCCCUCCACCACCUCCAGCCCGGGGCAGAGGAGCUCCACCCCCACCGCCCCCCUCGAGAGUGCCAACCUCUGCCCCACCGCCUCCUCCGCCCUCCAGGCCAGGAAUGGGAGUGCCUCCACCCCCACCCAACAGAGGCCCCCUGCCAGCCCCUCCCACACCUGUGCCCUCCUCCAUCACCCCACCAGCUCCACCUCCUCCACCUCCGCUGCCCUUUGCUGGGGGGGUUCCUCCAACUCCUCCUCCACCCCCACCCCCAGGGCCUCCACCCCCUGGUCCUCCUCUCCCGGGUAUGGAGACAGGGGAGCCCCUGCCCCCACCCUCUGGGAAGUCUGCUCUCCUGGAGCAGAUCCGUGAAGGGGCGAUGCUGAAGAAGGUGGAGCAAGGCGGCAAACUAACAGCAGGGGGUGGUAGUGGGCGGGACUCCCUGCUGGACCAAAUCCGCCAAGGCAUCCAGCUGAAAACUGUUUCCGAAGGGUCGGACUUGGCCCCGCCCACCCAGGUGCCGUCAGCAGGUAUCGUGGGAGCUUUAAUGGAGGUGAUGCAGAAGAGAAGCAAAGCCAUCCACUCAUCAGAUGAUGAUGAUGAUGAUGAUGAGGCCGAAGACUUUGAGGAAGAGGAUGAAUGGGAUGACUAGUGAACCAUCCUCUUCCUCUGUGACCACAGUGGUCCAAAUUAAGACACUAACAUAAUUCCUCUAUAAAUCUUCCCUGGAUUAUGAUGUAAAUGGUAAUCUGAUUUGCUGUAUAUUUUUGUUGCCUUCAAGCUUUUUUUAUUAAUCUGUGCAAUACCUCAUUUCAUCUGAUAUAAAGGUUUUUGUUUUUUGUUUUCCUGUGUUUUUUUCUUUUGGAUUAAUGUGCAAUUGUAUGUGAAGUAUUCUUACUCUGUCAAGUCAAGGGUUUGUUUUUUUUUUUCCCCAACAUUCAUUGAAGGGAGGAUUUAAGGAAGAGUUCAGUUUGUGAUAAUAGUUAUUAAAAAUGACAAACACUAUUUUCAUACCCCACUGUUCAGUCUUACAGUCCUAGCUUAGUCGUUUAUUUUCUUAAAGAAGAUGCUUUUUUUGGACAUAUUUACUCAGAAUUUGAGUAUGUUUAUAUUUUUGCUCAAAUGAGACUAGAACUCUGGCAUUUGCACGUGCUCAGAAGUGCUUGAGGACUCGCCACAGAAGCACUGAGCUGUUCAGUGAUUGGCUGCCCUGGUUCAGCUUCCUGGAUCCUGCUACUUACCCGGAAGAGACCCGGGAGAAUCUGGCGUGCAGAUGGGGUUUUCUCUUCUGAUCAGGUCGAUAUGCAUGCAGGACAGAAAUGCCUUUCACUCUACUAAUGACACUUGCUGUUAAUGGACAUGCUUUGUUGAUCUCUGAGAGACGCCAGUCUAACACCGUGAUUCUAGUAAUUACAGGGUAAUUGGUAAGACCAGGGAAUGUUUAGCUUUAACGAGAUUUAACCGGAAUGCUGUUUUAACGGUGCCGUUUCUUUCUGGACAAUUCAUUCUUUUUCUUUUUCACCACUUGGGAGUUUUAGAAACCACAGAGCAUUGGGAAUUUGGUUGAAAUGAAAUUUAUGAAAAUUAAAUAAUAAAUGUUAUUUACCGAA